CUCUCUCUCUCAUCAAACUUCAACUCCCUCCCUUUCAAGUCAAUCUCUCUCUCUCUCCCCCCCUCCCUCCCUCCCUCCCUCCACCAAGUCACCAACCCUUCUCUGUCAUUCUGCCAUUCGGUUUCUGUUCCUUCCAAAUCUCUGUUGGUUCCGAAGGCAGUGCGAGCGAAAUGGCGAGCGGUAGCGCGGUGAACUUGGACGACGUGCCGUCGGUGGAUCUCAUGACUGAGCUCCUCCGCCGCCUCAAGUGCUCCUCCAAGCCCGACAAGCGCCUCAUCCUCAUCGGUCCCCCUGGCUCAGGUAAAGGUACUCAAUCGCCCCUAAUCAAGGAUGAGUACUGCCUGUGCCACUUGGCUACUGGUGAUAUGCUGAGAGCUGCUGUUGCUGCUAAGACCCCUCUUGGUAUCAAGGCCAAAGAAGCAAUGGACAAGGGAGAACUCGUCUCCGAUGACUUGGUUGUUGGCAUUAUUGAUGAGGCAAUGAAGAAACCUUCAUGUCAAAAGGGCUUUAUUCUUGAUGGUUUUCCAAGGACUGUGGUCCAAGCUCAGAAGCUUGACGAGAUGCUGGAAAAGCAGGGGGGUAAAGUUGAUAAGGUGCUCAACUUUGCUAUCGAUGAUACAAUUUUGGAGGAGAGGAUUACUGGUCGUUGGAUACACCCUUCAAGUGGCAGAACCUAUCACUCGAAGUUUGCACCUCCGAAGGUUCCCGGGAUUGAUGAUGUGACCGGAGAACCAUUGAUUCAGCGUAAGGAUGAUACUUCUGCUGUUCUCAAGUCUAGGCUGGAAGCUUUCCACAGGCAAACCGAACCAGUGAUUGAGUAUUACUCGAAAAAGGGGAUGGUUGCCAAUCUCCAUGCCGAGAAACCACCCAAGGAGGUCACAGUUGAGGUUCAGAAGGCGCUUUCUUCAUAAGAGCGUACCCAUCAACAAUUCUAAAACCUGUAGGAUUUUUGGUCCACUGAUUGGAUUCUGAUACGUUAAUGAAUCCGCGAGUGCUGGAUUCUCUUGAAUAUGUUUUCAAAUUUCAAAAUUGCGGCUGCUGUCAAACUUUUUGAGGGCUUAAUUUGCGAGAAUAAAGUUACUCAUAGAUUGACAUUAAAUUUAAACCUAUGGAAUGUUCGAGUUAUGACAAUGCGACUGCCCUUUUUCCUUC
Punica granatum (pomegranate) is the source of this 1152-nucleotide messenger RNA. Lineage: Eukaryota; Viridiplantae; Streptophyta; Magnoliopsida; Myrtales; Lythraceae. The record is from RefSeq and is a predicted model, not a curated record.